AUGAAUGAACAGUAUCAAGAAGAAGAGCAAGAAAUGGCGGUGGAACAUCAUGAGAUGCAAGGUCCACGACUUGUGAAUAUCUUGGAGCAAGCAGGCAUUAAUACGACAGACGUGAACAAACUGAAGGAGGCUGGAAUGCAUACGGUGGACGCUGUGGCUAUGGCUACGAAGAAACAACUUGUGGCUAUCAAGGGAAUUAGUGAAGUGAAGGCAGAGAAAAUGCUUAAAGCAGCACGGGAGAUGGUCAAUGUGGGCUUUACGACGGCAGCCGAUGUGCUAGAGAGUAGGAAAGAUUUGAUAACAUUAUCGACGGGCUCUAAUGCUGUUGAUGAACUGCUGAAAGGUGGUAUUGAGACGGGUUCAAUCACAGAGCUGUUUGGAGAGUUUAGGACGGGUAAAACACAGUUGUGCCACCAACUCUGCGUGACAUGCCAGCUGCCAGUGGAUCGUGGUGGUGGCGAAGGCAAGGCGUUGUAUAUCGACACCGAAGGCACCUUCCGUCCUCAAAGGUUACAGGCUAUUGCAGAACGAUACGGUCUGGAUGGUGAUAGUGUAUUGGAUAACGUAGCGUUUGCACGCGCGUACAACUCGGAGCAUCAGAUGCAGCUGCUGAUUCAAGCGUCCGCUAUGAUGGCCGAAUCUCGAUUUGCACUCGUCAUUGUCGACAGUGCUACAGCACUAUUCCGAACAGAUUAUUCAGGUCGUGGAGAGCUAGCAGCUCGACAGCAGGAACUUGCAAAAUUCCUCCGUACUCUUACAAGAAUGGCCGACGAAUUUGGUGUUGCAGUUGUGAUCACAAACCAGAUGACUGCAAAUCCAGAUUCCGGCAUGUUUGCCAAAGAUCCGCUUCAGCCUAUUGGUGGCAACAUCAUGGCCCAUGCGUCAUGUACCAGACUUCGCCUGAAAAAGGGUCGCGGUGAGAAUCGUGUCAUGAAAGUUGUCGAUUCCCCCAUCCUGCCGGAAUCAGACGCUAUCUAUUCCAUCACGGAACAAGGUAUACAGGAUGAGCUCAAUUAG
Molecule: messenger RNA, 1017 nt
Organism: Peronospora belbahrii
Lineage: Eukaryota; Oomycota; Peronosporomycetes; Peronosporales; Peronosporaceae
Source: the annotation of a GenBank genome assembly